AUGGAAGAUUUCUCGAAGGGGCCUUCCCCUGAAACUAUACUGCGAGCUGCUGCCAAUCCCAACACCUUCAUCUUGUUCCAAGCUCUUUGGGAUCACUUCCACUCUUCUACAAGGCCCCAAUUUCCUAAUGAACAUGGUCAGAACCAGAACACAAAUCCCCAGCAGGGGAACGCAAAUGGCCAGCCUAAUGGCCGAAAUACUCAGUUGGUACAACUUGUCCAGCGUGUGGACAGUGGAGAUGGUCAGUCAAGCCAGGAGGUGUCAAAGGAGCCCGGAAGGGCCACUGGUGGCCUUGAUGGAGGUGACAGCGGCCUGCCAUUCCGUAUUGCCCGCCUCCCUCUUGGAUAUACCCUCCCGGCGCCAGACCUCCCUGCUCCCAGUACAAACAUAAACAACCAAUCUUUACUUGUACAGCUAGCCGUGACGAUAGCAAAGGCAGUUGGCGGAGGUUGA
This is a messenger RNA of Penicillium mononematosum, 453 nucleotides long. RefSeq lists its product as uncharacterized. The transcript has 3 exons. NCBI's taxonomy places the organism in Eukaryota, Fungi, Ascomycota, Eurotiomycetes, Eurotiales, Aspergillaceae. The coding region runs from base 1 to 453 and encodes 150 amino acids. The record is from RefSeq and is a predicted model, not a curated record.